CAAAGCUGUUUAAGAAUGCGCGGAGGAGACGAAAACGGGGCGAACGAGAGGGAAUAAAUAGCAACCCCAGGCCUCGCCUUCUUAAGCUAACCGCUGGCUUUGGCACCAAUCGCUCUCUCGUUCGUGAGAAGGAGAACGAAACCCUAAGCCUCGAAGGAAGGCCAGAGAAGGAGAGGAAGAGCGAUGGGGAAGCGCGAGUGAGCUAGGUUUUGGGCUGGGGAGACUCUUUUUGUCAUUAUUGUUGGAGCAGCCAAGGGUUCCUGAUCUAUAAAAGGUUAAUCGAGGUAAUUCGGGAAAUUUCCACAUUCCAUCAUGGUUGCUUCAAUUGCCGCCUCGGCCUUUUUCCCCACCCCAUCAUCUUCCUCCUCUGCGGCAUCAGCAAAAGCGUCGAAGACCAUCGGUGAAGGGCCCGGGAGUUUGGAUGUCCGCGGAAUCGUAGCCAAACCCCCCUCUUCUUCAGCAGCUAUGCAGGAGAAGGUGAAGGCCCAACCUGUUCCCAAGAUCAAUGGCGCCAAGGUUGGCCUGAAAGCUGAAACCCAGAAGGCCGACGAAGAAUCUGCCCCUUCUUCAGCCCCAAGAACGUUCUAUAAUCAAUUGCCUGACUGGAGCGUGCUUCUUGCCGCCGUAACGACCAUCUUCUUGGCGGCGGAGAAGCAGUGGACCCUUCUUGAUUGGAAGCCGAGGCGUCCCGACAUGCUUGCUGAUGCAUUUGGCCUGGGGAAAAUCGUGCAGGAUGGACUAGUUUUCAAGCAAAACUUUUCCAUCAGGUCGUAUGAGAUCGGGGCUGAUCGGACUGCUUCUAUAGAAACGCUAAUGAAUCAUUUACAGGAAACAGCACUUAAUCAUGUGAGGAGUGCUGGGCUCAUGGGCGAUGGCUUUGGUGCUACACCAGAGAUGAGCAAAAGAAAUUUGAUCUGGGUUGUCACCAAAAUGCGGGUUCUGAUCGAGCACUAUCCUUCCUGGGGGGAUGUUGUUGAAGUAGAUACGUGGGUUGGUCCAACUGGAAAAAAUGGGAUGCGUCGUGAUUGGCAUGUUCGUGACCACCGAACAGGCCAAACCAUCUUGAGAGCUACCAGUGUGUGGGUGAUGAUGAAUAAGAACACUAGGAAAUUGUCUAAAGUGCCUGAAGAAGUCAGGGCAGAAAUAGGGCCUUACUUUGUGGAACGUGCUGCAAUUGUGGAUGAGGACAGCAGAAAGCUUCCAAAGCUUGAUGAGGAUACUACAGAUUAUAUCAAAAAGGGCCUAACUCCUCGAUGGAGCGAUUUAGAUGUCAAUCAGCAUGUGAACAAUGUCAAAUAUAUUGGCUGGAUUCUUGAGAGUGCUCCAAUAUCAUUCCUGGAGAAUCAUGAGCUUGCAAGCAUGUCUCUGGAAUAUAGGAGGGAGUGUGGGAGGGACAGCGUGUUGCAAUCCCUCACUGCCGUCUCGAAUGACUUAACUGAUGGCUUACCAGAAGCUGGCAUUGAGUGCCAGCAUCUGCUGCAGCUGGAAUGUGGGACCGAACUUGUGAAGGGACGGACAGAAUGGAGGCCCAAGCAUUCCCUGGCUCUCAGAAACAUGGGGCCAACUCCAGGUGGUAGUGCAUGAUGUGGCAUUGAAAUACUGCUGUCCAUUCUCGACUAUGCCAGGAUGGAGCUGAGUUGUUUUAGUCCUGCUGCUUUCAUUCUCAAACGUGCUAGGAUGGAUGGAGCUGAGUGGUAUUAGUCCUUUCUAGUCUGUACAAUUUCAAGUUAUCCUUGGUAAAAAGAGAGGGGGGAGAGAGACCAGAUCAUACUGCUUAUGUUUGUUGGGGUUUUCUUUUUAUUUUACUUAUUUUUUCCCCCUCUUACCCUCCUGACUUGAUUUUCAUUGGAUUCAUACUGGAUGCUCUGUGUAAGUAAUUAAGCAAUGCUGCUGUAUAAUUUUCUGUCAAAAGUUGGAGAAGUAACCAAUUAGCUUUUGAUAAGUAAAAUUGCUUGCCUU
Molecule: messenger RNA, 1959 nt
Organism: Elaeis guineensis (African oil palm)
Lineage: Eukaryota; Viridiplantae; Streptophyta; Magnoliopsida; Arecales; Arecaceae
Product: palmitoyl-acyl carrier protein thioesterase, chloroplastic
Biological process (GO): fatty acid biosynthetic process
Molecular function (GO): fatty acyl-[ACP] hydrolase activity; acyl carrier activity
Source: RefSeq, a predicted model, not a curated record